Molecule: messenger RNA, 3020 nt
Organism: Paramecium sonneborni
Lineage: Eukaryota; Ciliophora; Oligohymenophorea; Peniculida; Parameciidae
Source: the annotation of a GenBank genome assembly
AUGUUUUCAGAUUUGAUUGAUCAAUUUAGACAAACUUAUCAAAAUAAAUACUUAACACUCUCUGAAUUUUCUAAUAUCUUGGAUCAAUAUGCCAGAUUAGAUAUCAGAUGUGAUUUAGAUGAUAAUGUCAAAGAAUAAUUGUAUAAGUUUAUUAAAGAGAAACAAUAAAAUGUAACAUAUUGUGCACGUAAGAAUAAAUCCAUAUUGCAUAGUUGAGACUGUCAUAAUUGAAUUCUUAUUAUAAUAAGAUGUUAUUCAACCUAAAUCUUAAAUCAAUCUUGAUUCUCUUGGUAAAUGUGCUCGUAAAUUGCCUUUAGAUAUGUUGCAAAGUAUUACAAAUGAUUUUCUUUUGCAAUUCAAAAAUUUCUAUAAGCUUGUAGCAAAUAAAUAUGUUAGUAUUGUUGAUUAUAGAGAAUUAGAAAGAUUAGGUAAGGAAUUAUAGAGAACUAUUAAAAUUAAUUCUCUUGAAAUUCUGAGAUUUAUUCAACCAUUAGUUGAUAAUCAAUCUAAAGUUAAAAUUGAUGAAAUCCUUGAAUUAUCUAAUGAUCUUGAAAAAUUACUUUAUGAAUAAAAUAGAAGAUAAUCUAAAGGCCCUGAAACAAAAAGACCAAUUGCACUUGAUUAAUCAGCAGAUGAUAAUCAUUAUACUAGUGAAGAUGAAAAUUUAAAAUAAAAUAAUUUUAUUAGCAAUGCAUCUAUUGAACGCAAAAACUUAACAAAUCUUAUUUAUUAAUAGACUGAUUUAAUUAAAUAGAAGUUUAUUAAUAAAGCAGGUCUUCCUUGUCUUAGUGAAAUUAAUAAAACUACUUAAUGCAUUGAAGCUUUGAUUGCUAAUUUAAUUAAAGAAGUUGAUGUUAAGACAAAAAAGAUUGAAGAAUUGAUUAUUGAAAAAGAAUUGACAUCAGGUUCAUUAUAAUAAUUUGAAAUUGAAAUACAAAAUAAAGAUUAAUAGAUUUAAUUAUGUUUAUAAGACAAUGAUAUGUUUUAAAGUUAAAUAAAUGUAAAUUUUAAUAUUAUUUUAUAGUAAAUAUUGGAUUAAAACAAAGAAUUAAAAAUUCAAUUAAAUGUUUAUAAUGAAGAAUUGAAAAGUAUAACUAGAUUAGAGACAGAGUUAAAAGAAAUGCAAAUAGAGAAUAAAAAUAACAAAGAUUAAUUAAUUAAGAUGAAUAAGGAGAAUAGUAGAUUGUAAUUAAAUAAUAAAUCAUUAAUGGGAAUUAUAGAAGAAUUAGAGAGCAAAUCUUUAUAGAAUAAAGAUGUAGACAUUCUAAAAAAAUCGUUAGAAUAACAUAAAGAAUAAAUAAAUGAAUUAGAAAUAAAAGUUGAUGAGUAAUUUAUUAUAAAAAUAAAUAGUUUAUAGAUAUAGAUCUAAUAAUUAGAGGAUUUGAAUUAGGAUUAUGAGAAAGCUAAGGAAGGACUUGAACAAUAAAUAAUAGAAUUGAAAAGAGAAUUAACAUAUUAUAAGAAGAUGCUUGAGAAUACAAAUAUAGAAAAUUAAUAGUUGAGAAAUAGUUUUAUGCCUAGAACAAGUAUAUUGAAUUCUUAAUAAAUGAAUGGGGGAGGAUUUGGUAGAUUGAGUAAAAUGUCGAUUGGAGGGGGAUUGACAUCUUCAAAAAUAUUCAUAAUUGGACGUAAUUCAUCAUAAAGAGUGUCUUCAAUUAGAGGAAAUUAAUAAGCUAUGUAUGGAAGCAAUUUCAAUCCUUUAGAAGAAAUUUAAAGUGUUCCUUUAAAAAUAGAGGAAGCUUAAGAUUUAGAUGAUUAAAAUCCAGAUCAACAAAAUAAUAAUAAUAAAUAAAUAUAGAUACAAAGUAGGAUUGGUGCAAGAAUUAAUUUAAAAUAUGAGAAUAGUAUAGUUGAAGCAAUUAAAGAAGAAAAUGAAGAUAAAGAAUAAGUUUUCACAGUUUCUUAAAAACCUUAAGAAAAUUAACUUUUAUAAUAAUUUGAUAAAUUUUUGGGAGAGUUAGGAACUAAAAAUUUAGAAGAAUUAGCAACUGAUUCAUAAUGUAUUAAGAUUGAUGAAAAUAUUUUGUAUUAUAGAGAUUUUUUGGGAAUAAGAGAUGAUCCUAAAGCAUUGGAGUAUUUGAAAUUGGAAAAGAAUAUAUAUAAAUAAAUAAUUUAGAGAUGUUUUUCUGAUGGUGUAUAUAGAAUUGAUGCAAAAGGAAAAAAAGCAAGAAGAAUUCUAUUUUUGACAGAGCAUACAUUUUAUAUUUUUGAAGGAGAAAAAAAGCCUGGAAAAUUGUCUAGAUCAUUUCCAUUAAAAAAUAUACAUACUUUGAUUUUUUCAGAGGUGAGGAUUUCAAAAUAUAUCUAAGGCUUCACCUGUCAUUUGUUGUAUCAAAGUAGCAGGUUCUGAUGAUUAUUUAAUAGAAACAUUUAAAAGAAGUGAAUUAAAUUCAUUUUUGACUGAAAUAUUUGCUUCAUAUAAGAUACCAUUAUUUUAAGUAGAAUUCAUAUCUUAAUUUAAAAUAAAAUUUAAAGGAGUAAAAGAUGAAAUCCCAAUUUCUUAAGUGAUUAAAAAAUAAACCAAUUAAGAUUAAGGAACAACUCCAACUUAUAAAGUGAGUUCUAAAUAAGGAUUAUAUUCAUAGAAUAUGGGAUGGUUGUAGAUAUUUAAAAAGAAAAUGUUUUAAGGUGAUUGGUAAGAAGUCUUUGUAAUCUUAACAAAUGUUGGAUUAGUGUUAUUUAAGAAACCUGGUGAUGCAGAACCUAUAUUAUUCAUAUCAUUUGUUGAAGCUAUUGUAAUUAAGAAUCCUUCAUUUGAAACUAGUAAAUAAUACAUAAUUAAAGUAAAAAUAUCCUUUAAAUAGAUUCGAUAUGAAAAUUGUGAUUCGGAAUUCGUGUUUAAUGCUACUUCAGCAAUUCUUUUAGAUCAAUGGCAUGAUGCAAUUUAAAAUGCAAUUAUAGAAUAAGUCAAAUAAAAACUUUAGUAUAUGGUACAUUAGUAAAAACAAGUAGUAGAUCAUAGAACUUAGACAAUGAUGGAUUAAUCAGAAAGUCAAAAUCACAAUAAUAAAUUGAGUUGA